This is a messenger RNA of Drepanopeziza brunnea f. sp. 'multigermtubi' MB_m1, 735 nucleotides long. RefSeq lists its product as uncharacterized. The record is from RefSeq and is a predicted model, not a curated record. Lineage: Eukaryota; Fungi; Ascomycota; Leotiomycetes; Helotiales; Drepanopezizaceae.
AUGGUCGCCAUUAUGGUCGUUGGGAUCAUCUUUGCAGCGCAUGGAUACUAUAAGGCGCUCGGAGGACAAGGAUUCCUGAAAGCGAAAAGGGAGGCGGCUAGUCCCAGACAGAAUAAAGGCACACUCGUCUAUCUACCGCUACGCAAGGUGGAAGUCCCCGUCAAGGGACAGACAGAUUGGAGCUUGGUCGGCAGACAGAAGAACGUGCCUUACUACAUUUGUGGGGAUCAACGAAACAGCUGCGAGGCGUUCAAUCAGCCUGACAUAUGCUGUCCAGUUACGAUGGCCUGUUACCCAGCAAAGUUCUCGCUCUCCGGCAUCUUCUGCUGUAACGAUACGAAAACAUCCUUCGAUUGUGAACCUUCAGAAGACGAGCCACCGAAAUGCAUAGAGGGUACUGUUCAAUGCUCAGAAGCAACAGGCGGUGGAUGUUGCCCUUCAACCAAAGAGUGCUCGCCCAACGGAUGCGUACAUGUUGUAAACGCUUCCAUCAUCAGCGCUUCUCCCUCGACUGUUGAAUCUUCUUCAUCCGCGACGAGAGCUAGUAGCGUCGUGGGAACUCCGAUCGUUUUCAUUACUGUGACCGAAGUGCCAGAGGCAACUCAGACUCUUGCCAAAGUAGGAGAAGUGAUGCAGGCACGAGGAUCGGGGGAUUCCAUCGUCAUGAAGCUUUGCGUUCCAUAUUCAACCGUCUAUUUGCUUGUUGGUGUGGCUGUCCUGAUGGGAGUGCUAUGA